AUGAGUGACAUUGCAAUUAUUGGAUACUCGUUCAAGCUCCCUCAAGGUGUCGAAGAUGAUGAUGCCUUUUGGGAUGUUCUCGAGAAUCGCCAAAACUUGAUGACUGACUGGCCUGAGAGUCGUGUCAAGAUAGAUUCAUUUGCCAACAACAAGCAUCAGAAGUGGAAUGGAAAAGGAGGGCACUUCAUCAACGACGAUGUCGCCGCCUUCGACGCCCCCUUCUUCUCACUCACGGCCAAAGAAGCUUCGGCGAUGGAUCCGAUGCAGCGCUGGACGCUGGAAGCUACUUACCACGCUUUCGAGAAUGCGGGUCUCCCAGUCGACAGUCUCAAGGGCUCUCGCACUGCCGUCUUCUCGGCCUCUAUGCUAGAGGACUACAGUAGAAUGACCGCCGUGGACCCAGAUAACUUGGAGCGAACGGCUGCGACUGGAAGUACUGUCUCGUGUAUUAUUCCGAAUCGUGUCAGUUGGUACUUUGACCUUCGUGGGCCAAGCAUUCACGUCAACACUGCUUGUUCUAGUAGCUUGUCGGCUGUCGAUAUGGCCUGCAAAGCUCUGAAGAGCGGCGAUGCUUCAUGCGCUGUCGUGGCUGGUGCAAACCUUCUUCUUGAUCCAAGCAUCUUCCAGGUUCUGGCUAACCAAGGUUUUCUCUCACCUGAUGGCGUUUGUUACAGCUUUGAUGAACGGGCCAACGGGUAUGCACGAGGUGAAGGAGUUAUUGCCGUUAUUCUGAAGCCUGUGCAAGCUGCGAUUGAGAAUGGUGAUAUGAUUCGAGCUGUGAUCCGAUCGAUUGGCUCGAACCAGGAUGGCCAUACCCCGAUUCUCACACAGCCAAGCCCUCAAUCUCAGGAGGAGCUGAUUCGCCAUGUUUACAAACAAGCAGGUUUGUCGAUGAGCGAAACCCGAUACAUUGAAGCCCACGGCACGGGCACACCUGUCGGUGAUCCAAUCGAGGUCAAAGCCAUCGGGCGGUGCUUUCAAGACCAUCGCUCUCACCUGGAACCACUCUACGUCGGUUCAGUGAAGGCAAAUAUAGGACAUCUUGAAGGAGCCAGUGCACUUGCAAGUCUAGUCAAAUGCAUCUUAAUACUUGAGAAAGGAGUCAUCCCUCCAAAUGCGCUUCUUCAAAAGAUGAAUCCAGCCCUGAACGCGGACUCAUACAACGUCACCGUGCCAACGAAAAGCAUCGAGUGGCCUGCUGAAGGCCUCCGUCGAGUAUCUCUCAAUUCAUUCGGCUUCGGAGGUUCAAACUCGCAUAUUGUCCUCGACGAUGCACUUCACUACUUGCAGAAUCGCGGCCUCAGCGGUAUCCAUAACACAGCCCUCGUCCCAAGGCCUGUAACCAACGGCUCAACUAUCACCAGCGGACAUGGCGCAGCUCAUACCAAUGGGGCCAACGGCACCAAUGGGACCAACGGUGUCUCCAACGGUCACUCAGACGUCGGACAUCACAAGCUUCUAGUAUGGACUGCUGCCGACGAAAAGGCAGCCAAGCGCACUAUCGAAGCUUAUGACACCUUUUACAACGAGAAGGUAUCAGGGAACAGCAAGAAGCUUGACUCUUUAGCAUCUACUCUCGGUACACGCCGGAGUAACAUGCUUUGGAGAGCUUCUGCUGUAGUUGACGGAUCAACGAACCAAGUAUUGUCAACUUCGAAGCCUAUUAGAAGCUCGGAGGACCAUGGCCUGGCCUUUGUGUUUACAGGUCAAGGCGCGCAGUACGUAAACAUGGGCCUGGGUCUGGAACGGUAUACUGUCUACCGAGAGACUCUAGAGAAGAUCAGCGAGAUUUACUCCAGCUUUGGGUGCUCUUGGAACCUAUUUGACGAGCUCAGCUGUGGCGACAACAUCAACAUGCCGGAGUAUAGCCAGCCGCUUACAACCGCUGUGCAGAUUGCCUUGGUCGACCUGCUCGCUAGCUUCGGUAUCACCCCCAUGGUGGUGAUUGGUCAUUCUUCGGGUGAGAUCGCUGCAGCAUAUGCAUCCGGCGGGCUGUCUCUAGAAUCUGCUUGUACAGUGUCCUACUUCCGCGGUCUCUUGGCUGGAAAGCUAAGAGAGGCCAACACAUCAUCUCCAGGCGCCAUGCUGUCUAUCAACCAGGCACCGCAUCACGUCUCGGAGUAUUUGGAGAAGAUAGGUGUCACUACAGCCAACGUGGCAUGCAUCAACAGUCCUCUGAAUGUCACUCUCUCGGGGCCAGAAGAGACCAUUGACAAGAUCAAGUCUCAUUCUGAUCAAGAUGGGAUCUUCGCGCAGAAGCUCAAGACGGGAGUUGCAUAUCACUCACCGUCUAUGAAAGCCAUCGCGAGCGAGUAUCUUGCUGCACUCGAAGGACUUACCAUGAGAACGGAUGGAACUACCAUCCCAAUGAUGUCGUCUGUCACCAGCAAAAGUAUUUCUUCAGAUACACUAGCGACUGGUCAAUACUGGGUUGACAAUAUGCUAUCACCUGUUCGAUUCGCCGAAGUAGUGCAGGUCAUUGCAAACAAGAACUCAGCACGCAAAGUUGGCUUGCCUAACAUUACUGACUUGAUUGAGAUUGGCCCUCACCCAGCCCUUCGAAGGCCCGUGAAAGACACGCUUGAUGGGAUGGCCGGUGCGGCAAAGGGAGUAAGAUAUAAGUACGCAUUGCAUCGAUCCCACACAGCAGCUCAGACUACCCUCGAACUCGCCGGUCAACUAUUCUGCCAAGGCUACCCCGUUUCCAUCCCGGCAGCCAAUCGACAAAGUAUGAAGGAGAGGUUUCUAGUUGACUGUCCCAAGUAUCCGUUCGACAGAUCACAGCGAUACUGGGCUGAGUCACGCCUAAGCAGAGACUUUAGGCUGCGGGAGGCUGUCAAGGGUGAGCUGCUGGGGGUGAGAGUUUCUGACUGGAACCCACUAGAGCCUCGGUGGAGGAACUUUUGGAGCACUGACUCAUCUCCCUGGACUGGAGAUCACAAGAUUAGUGAUACUGUCCUGUUUCCAGCAUCUGGCAUGCUCCUCAUGGCUAUUGAGGCCGCUCAAGAGAUGAUUCCAUCUGACCGUGCUGUCUUUGGGUAUAACAUUGAGAGAGCUGAGUUUAUGAACCCCAUGAUUAUGCCAGAAACUUGGGAAGAUCGUCUCGAGACCCAGGUCCGCCUCCGAAUUGCCGACAAACAACGUGCUCCAAAGUUCGAUGUCACCAUCUUCACUUACUCGCGCAAUGAGUGGGUCGAGUGCUUCACUGCGAACAUUUCGGUCGAAUAUCAGGAUACAAAUAGGCACGAGAAGCGACGAGUGAGCCACGAGCACAUACGGGGUCAGUAUCAGAAAUUAGUUGAGAUGUGUACUUCACCCAUCGACUCUCGCGUCUUCUACCAUGAUGCGGCAGAGGCUGGACUGCAGUAUGGCGAUUGGUUCCAGCUGAUGCGCAACAUCAAGUGGGACUGUAAAACCUCAGCCGUUGCACGCGUUGAUCUGUCACAGUCAAAGUUCAACAUCAAGAGCCUAGUCCACCCAGCAGUCCUGGACCAAGCCUUCCAAGUUCUCCGAGCCGGCUCAGGCCAACAACCCGCAGCCAAUGUCCCCAUCAGACUCGAAAAUUCAUGGUUCUCCUCCAAAGCAUGGAAGACACCUUCAGUUCAGUGGAUGUGCAGCGCGACUCCGACCUCCCACGGUUACGGGGAGCAGGGCAAGGUCGUAGCUUUAGCCGAGGACGGAGAAGUCCUUUGCUGCAUCGAGCGUGCAGUUACAUCUGCUGUCUCGGGUGGAAUAACCCAAAAGGAGAAAAGGCUGGUUUAUUCAAUUGAGUGGAAGCCACAGUUCAGCAUGCUUGGCCCAGACCAACUUACACGAUUAUGCGCCGCUAAUGCUGUGCCGAAAGACGAUAGGGCAGUCCUGGAGAAUCACUCGAAGCUUUGUCAUGCACUAGAGAUCGUAGCUGCUCGUGUGCUGAAGUGCAUUGACGACCAUAGAGUUCCGGCAGAUUUGCAACGCCACCUUGAGUGGAUGGAACACCACGUUAGCAAGCUAUCAGCCGAACAUCACGAGGAGGCAAUAAAGAUCAGUGAUGAGGAGCUCGAGGCUCGCCUGGCUGAAGUUGACUCUGUCCUCCCGGCAUGGAAGUUAUACACAACGUGCGCACGAAAGCUACCUGAGAUUCUCUCUGGGGAGCUUGAUCUUCUGCAGGUGGUAUUUGAAUCUGACCAGGCCGACAUCUUUUACUCAGAUCUCUUCCGAAACCUCUGCGCUGAUGGUCAGCUCAAUUAUCUACUUGACUUGGCGUCACACGAGAACCCAGCUAUGAGAGUUCUAGAAGUCGGUGCUGGAACAGGUGGUAUGACUGGACAUGUCAUAUCAGCUCUACAAGAACGUGAGAAGCGAACUGGAGGAUUGGCGUUUUCAGAGUAUACGUACACCGACAUAUCGCCCGCUUUCUUUGAGACUGCAAGUCAGAGAUGGCCAGAGCUCAAGUCCCAAGGCCGCAUCACUUUCAAGACACUCGAUCUAGACCGCAGCAUCGAUAGUCAGGGUUUUGAGCCUGGGUCAUAUGACUUGGUCAUCGCGGCCAGUGUUCUUCAUGCUACCACAUACCUGGAAGCCACUAUACGCAAUGUUCGCAAAGCUUUAAAGCCAGGUGGUCGUCUCAUCCUCCUCGAGGUUAUCAAUCCUGAUGACAUUGCUACUAACUUCAUGGCUGGACUCGUACCAGGCUGGUGGGUUGCUCGUGAGGAAUGGAGAUCGCAUUCUGCUGCUAUACCAGAGCACCUUUGGGAUAAGUGCCUCAAGGACAAUGGUUUCUCAGGAAAUGACUUGGUGAUUCGAGACCAUCAAGAUGAUCAGUGUCAUAUUAUGAGUGUUAUCGUCACCACCGCCAGUGAAGUUGAACAGGCGGUUGAGCAAAAGGUAACAAAAGGCCGUCUAGUCAUGGUCAUCCGUGACGAGGCGUCAACAAAGGAAAAAGAGCUUGUAGAACAGGUUCACGCACGAGUUGAUCCAACAAUAGAGACCCGUGCAGACGCUGUUCCAUUCUCACUGGGUCCAGUUCAGGAGGGGUUGACCAAUUUGACAAGUCAUGAUAUUGUCAUCUGCAUCGCCGAAGCUCACAAAAAGCCUCUCCUCUCAGCUCUCUCGGAAGAACAGUUCAGCUGUCUUCAGGACUUGAUCCGAAAAGUCUCGAACCUUCUCUGGGUCUCCUCAGCCAGCAUCAGCGACCCGGAAUGUACAGAGUAUAGUGUCGCUCAGGGCUUCUUCCGUUCCAUCCGCGCCGAGCAGCCUGAAACUCACAUCGUCACCCUAGCAAUGGGUAGUGAGAUGGAUCAAGCUUCACAGGCAGAAAUCAUCUCAGAGGUCUACAAGACAGCAUUUGAUACUGAAACGCCGUCAAACGAAGUCGAGUACAUUGUUCGAGAUGGUGUCAUCACCACAGGCCGCGCGGUUCGAGAUAUCAGAACUGAUACGGCACUACGAUCCUUUGUUUCGAAGCAGCUACAACAGAAGCCUUGGGGUGAAGGGCCAGCGCUGAAACUUGGUAUUAGCCAGCCAGGAUCACUCGAGUCACUUCAGUUAGUCGAAGAUAAAUCUUUUGCGGAGGGACUCGGUCCUCAUGAUGUCGAGAUCGAAGCGACGGCCUGGAGUCUAACCUCUCACGAGCUUGGCAUUGCCCUUGGCCACCCUGAAAAGCGAACCGAGGAAUUCGGCAGUGAUUGCGUUGGCCUCGUCACCCGUAUUGGGAAGAACUGCAGCACUACCAUUCGACUAGGGGAUCGUGUGGCUAUGGUCUCUGCUGGAUGCAUGAGGAAAUAUCCUCGCGCAAACGAAACAAGCGUCUUCAAGAUUCCCGAAACGCUCAGCUUUAAAGAUGCUGCUUCGCUCACAAUUCCCGCAUUGACUGCCUGUCAUUCAGUUCUCAAUGUUGCACGCGUACAAGACAACGAAAAGGUCUUGAUUCACUCAGCUGCAAGCAGUGCAGGCCAGAUUGCAGUCAAGCUCACCCAGACACGGGGUGCUCAAGUGUUUGCUACUGUGUCAACAGUGGCUGAGAAGCAACUACUCAUUAAAACAAUGGGCCUGAGCGCAGAUAAUAUCUUUGACAGCAAUUCCCUAUAUCUUGCUCAAGAUGUGAUGAGAGUCACCCAAGGAGAAGGUGUUGAUGUGCUACUCGACUUUUCUCGGGACAGUUUACGCACACCACUCUCUUGCAUGGCCGAUGGGGGACACAUUGUCAGCCUUGGUGGUAGCAACCAGCCAGUGGCUUCUAACAUGGCUGCAGAGAUCAUGUCAAGAAAUCUCACCUUCUCUUCCAUUGAUAUUAUGCGUCUGAAGCCCAAGGUCUUGAGCCAACUGGCAAAAACAAUGAUGCAGCUCCUAGCUGAAGAUAAAAUCCAACCGCCCCAGCAAUUACCAGUCUACAAGGUAUCCGACAUCAAAGGCGGUUUCAAGACACUGCAAGAGGAUACCAUCGAGCGUGUGAUAGUAACCGCAGAACAAGGGGAUAUAGUUCCGGUAGACCGUCGCCCAUGGAAAUUUGAUGGCGAUUCCACCUACUUAGUAGCUGGUGGAUCUGGAGGUCUCGGUCGAGCCAUUAUCAGAUGGAUGGCUGACAGGGGAGCUAGACAUCUGAUUGUCCCUUCUCGAUCCGGUGCAAGAUCUGAAGCAGCUGCACAGUUGGUAGCCGAGCUGGCAUCCCGCGGAAUUAAUAUCGUUGCUCCCAAGUGCGAUGUAUCCAUCCGAAAGGACGUUGAAGUCAUGCUGGAGGAAUGUUCCCGCACCAUGCCCCUAAUCAAGGGCUGCAUCAACGCCGCGAUGGUUCUGCAAGAUGCCAUAUUCCAGAGCAACAUGACAUUCCAGCAGUGGCAACUAACCAUACGCUCCAAGAUCAACACCUCUAAGAACUUGCACCAGCUUCUUCCCAAAGAUCUAGACUUCUUCAUUCUUCUCUCCUCCCUUGCCGGCGUCGUUGGUCAGAUAGCUAGUGCAAAUUAUGCAGGCGGCUGCGCGUAUCAAGAUGCACUAGCCAAAUAUCGGAGGGCGCAUGGUCAAAAUACAUUGUCUCUCGACGUCGGAUGGAUGAGCAACAUUGGCAUCAUUGCUGAGAAAGAGGCGUAUCAGCGUCAAAGACAGACGUCGAAUGACAUGCAGCCCAUCGAUGACAAGGAAUUGCUUGCACUACUGACUUUAUGUUGCGACCCGAAUAAUCCGAUCGAGUUACCGCCGUUGUCUGAGGGACAAAUCCUUUUUGGUCUGCGAACACCCGCAGAUAUCCUUAGUGAAGGCCAGAAACCUCCAGCUCUUCUCGAACGACCUCUUCUCAGCGCAUUCUCAUUCUUAGCAGGCAACAACAAUACACCAACCCAAGCUGUUGACCACGCCGAGAAUGCGAGAGAUGUAUUCCAAAAGUCCUCAGAUGCUAGAGAGCGGCAACAAGUUGUCAUACGAGCCAUAGCCGCCAAGCUUGCGCGGGCCAUGUCCAUCUCGCCUGAUGACGUUGAGCCAAGUAAGCCACUCUCGUCGUACGGAGUAGACUCGCUGAUGGCGGUUGAGUUGAGGAAUUGGAUCAACAAGGAGUUCAGCUCUACGGUGGCUGUGUUCGAUAUCAUUGGCAGUAUAUCUAUUUCUGGGGUGGCAAAGGUCGCUGAGAUGCGAAGCUCGAUUUGA
Molecule: messenger RNA, 7617 nt
Organism: Fusarium mangiferae
Lineage: Eukaryota; Fungi; Ascomycota; Sordariomycetes; Hypocreales; Nectriaceae
Product: polyketide synthase
Exons: 12
Coding region: 1-7617 (2538 amino acids)
Biological process (GO): secondary metabolite biosynthetic process; fatty acid biosynthetic process
Molecular function (GO): 3-oxoacyl-[acyl-carrier-protein] synthase activity; phosphopantetheine binding; fatty acid synthase activity
Source: RefSeq, a predicted model, not a curated record